This is a messenger RNA of Sebastes umbrosus (honeycomb rockfish), 2126 nucleotides long. Its product is annotated as solute carrier family 2, facilitated glucose transporter member 11-like. Gene Ontology annotation, biological process: monosaccharide transmembrane transport. NCBI's taxonomy places the organism in Eukaryota, Metazoa, Chordata, Actinopteri, Perciformes, Sebastidae. The transcript is spliced from 3 exons. Gene Ontology annotation, molecular function: hexose transmembrane transporter activity. Gene Ontology annotation, cellular component: membrane. The record is from RefSeq and is a predicted model, not a curated record. The coding region runs from base 211 to 1902 and encodes 563 amino acids.
CAACCGGCUUUCAGACGAGAAUGUCCGUUUCCGACCGUUAGCUUAGUUACAGAACACCACGGAUGCUUUCCAUGUGUCAUAUGUUAUUAAACAAGAAAGUUAUCUAUUAAGCUCACGGUAUAUAUGAGCUAACGGGAGUGCUUUGGAUUUAAAUGACACGGAGGGAGGGACACACACGUCUGCUUCUCCUCUGGGACAGCCAGGCUUCAGAUGAGCUCCUCGGUAGAGCCAGUGGAGGAGACCAGCAGCAAACCCUCCGGCGGGGGCGGCGACUGCACGCUGGCCUUGACCGUGUGCUCUGCCGCCAUCGGAGGCACCUUCCAGUAUGGCUACAACAUCUCCAUCAUCAACUCUCCCACCACCUACAUCCAGAGCUUCAUCAAUGACACCUACGUGGAGCGCUGGGGCGUUGGGUUGGAGAGUCCUCAGGUGACCCUGAUGUGGACUCUCAUCGUGUCCGUCUUCUCAUUGGGGGGUCUGCUGGGAGCCCUGCUAGCGGGGCCCCUGGCAGUCCACUUUGGCAGGAAGAACUCACUGCUCCUGAACAACUCCUUCCUGUUUGUGGGUGCUGUACUCGUGCUGUUGUGCAGGGUGGCGAGAUCCUUCGAGAUGAUCAUCCUCGCUCGCUUCCUGGUGGGGAUGAACUCAGGCGUCAGUAUGAACGUCCAGCCAAUGUACUUUGGGGAAAGCGCCCCCACACACCUCCGGGGUGCCGUGGCCUUUUCCUCCGCUGUCUUCACCGCAUUCGGGAUCUUCUUGGGUCAGGUUGUGGGAAUCACCGAGAUCAUGGGCGCAGAGCCCCAUUGGCACUACUUGCUGGCUAGUAACGCUUUGCCCGCGUUGAUCCAGCUCCUCACCCUACCGUGGUUCCCAGAGAGCCCCAGGUACCUCCUCAUCGACCGGGGGGACAGGGAAGCGUGCCUCCAGGCCCUCAGGAGACUCCGCGGUGGGGAGGCUCCUGCCUCGGAGAUGGAGGAGAUGCUUCAGGAGCAGGAGCAGCAAAAAUCCGCAGCCUUGAUUUCGGGAUCCACAACUAAUGCCAAGACGCCCUGGUCCUUGUUCAAGGAUCGCGACCUGCGAUCCCAGCUCCGAACGGUCAUGGGUGCCAGCAGUGCCAUGAUGCUCUGCGGCAAUGACUCCAUCUACUUCUACGCGUAUUACAUCUUUCUCGCGGCAGGGAUCCCCCCGCAGCAGAUCCAAUAUGUCACCAUAGGCACGGGGGCGUCUGAGCUGACCGCGUCCAUACUGAGUAAUCUGCUGAUUGAACGCGUUGGCCGCAGGUACCUUCUCGUGGGAGGGUACAGUCUAAUGUCUUGCUGGUCCGUGGUCUUCACUGUAGCUCUUACCCUCCAGAGCCGCGGGGUGGCCUGGAUGGCCUACCUCAGCAUGGCGUGCGUGUUCGCCUACAUCCUCAGCUUCGGCUUGGGUCCCGCAGGGGUGACGGGGAUCCUACCGACUGAGAUCUUCGACCAGGCGGCUCGGCCGGCGGCGUACAUGGUGGCCGGCUCGUUCAUGUGGAUCAGCCUAUUCUCGGUGGGGAUGCUGUUCCCCUUCAUCGUCAAAAGCCUGGGGAAUUUCUGCUUCCUGCCGUUCUCGGCGGUGUGCGUGGUGUCUGCGGUGUUUUUGGGGCUCACCUUACCGGAGACUAAGGGCAAGACGCUGGCGGAGAUCACGGCGGAGUUCGAUAGGAAGAACGGCGUGAAGAAGGAGAGGUCAGAUGUGCAGAUGGAUGAGCCCAUUAGGAAGGACUACCAUCUGGGAAGCUGUUUAAUAUCAAAACGACCCACAGCUGUAACACCAAGCGAAGAUGACACUUUUAAAUCCAACAUCUGUCAGCUCACAAACCCUGCAAGCCUCCUGUUGACCAUCUGUCACGACCUCUCCCGUAACUUAAAUAAGUAACAACCCGCUGCUGUAGCACGUCGAAGAUGCUGAAUGAAAUAUUGUUAUUGUAUGACGCUGUCUUUUCAAAGCAUGACAAUCCUCGAUGAUGAUAAGGACUGUGUAUGAUCCUCAGGCUUUAUUUUGUAGGAAUCUAUAUUUUGCACAUUCAAAUUAUUUAUUCAAUGGUAUUUAUUGAAUGAGAAAUGUACAACAAUAAAAGAAAAAAUCAAAGUGCUGACCUA